CAUUCAUCCCAGUACCGCAGGGCAGUUAACUUGACGAUUUGCAAUUGAUCACACUUGGUGUGUAUACCUUGUAAACAUUGUUUUCUCCUAACCCAUCAGUUGUUCGCUUUGAGAAGAUAAUGCGAUCUUGAUUGUUUGUGUUAGAGAGAAUACUUCAAACAAUGUUUCUGUAAACGGAUUGAUGAUUAUUUACUAAUAUGUUUAAAAUGUAAAUACGACAUACGAAAAUUUGAGAUGGAUACACAAAGGCGGCGUUACAAGAAAAAUCCUGGAUCUGGUACUGAAGGAUACUUAAACCAGCUUCGACUUUCGACGUUGUAUUUCUCUCGCCUAGCUGCAAGUGGCAAUCGAUUUGAGAUUGGUGUCGAAGUAGCAUUGGCUGGAAAAUUCGACGAUAUAGUAAUGCAUCUGCUAGACGUGGAUCAGUAUUGCUUGGUGCAGGCUAAACAUAAGCAAGACGAAUCGAAGCGCAUCAUUAUGGAUGAUCUACUGAAAACGACUACCGAAUAUAGCUUGCCGAAAUAUUUUGAUUCGUUUCUCGGGCUGAAGCAAGAAGAAAUGUUCCAGGGUGAACGCCUUAAGUACAUUGUUAUCUACACCAACCUCAAGGUGGACGAAAACGUCAUGAAAGUAAUCAAUCCCGUUGAACCAGCAACGGACGAGUUUCUUCGCACGCUAAACGUACGCUGCAGAGGCAAAGAAUCGUCGCUCUAUCGCUUCAAUACUGAGUGCACUGACUUUAUUGAGCAGUUAAUUGAUCGCAUUUCGCCAAUCUGUGAGGUUGCGCGAAAAUUAGCCGAACAGUUAAUUCAGCGUAAAAAAAUAUCGAUAAAUCCAAAUGGUAUAUUUCACGAAUUUCAUACAUUACUUGUACGCGACGUAUUUGACAUAGAACGGCAAUUGUUUCGAGAAACGUUUCUUGCGGAUGAUGAAAACAUUUGUCCGUAUGUGAAAAAGUUUAGAUUUUUGCUUGAGCGAACGCUACGAUCUAUUUUGAAAUGCGAUGAUUUUUGCAUUAGUGAUCUUAAUAGAACAAUAGUCAAUGGAAAGCUGAAGCUACUCUUUGAACCAGGGUUCUUAUGCAAACCCAUUAACCAAGACAUAGCAGUAAAGGAUUGGAGAGACUACAGAGUGCAACGAGAAGAAGUGAUACAUUUUUUCGACCAUCUCUUACUAGCCACAGACCAGCCAAACUUUAUUGAGCUGGAAGCAAUAACAAAAGUGGAAGUGUUUGGGUUAAAAGAACAAGUGGAUGAGUAUAUGCGCGCAGUGUUCGAUCAAGUGGAUCGGUGGAUACGAGAUACGGAGGGACAGUUUCUUAAUGGCGACGACUGGGAACGAAUUUGCAGUAAUUCACGUGCUCGUAUUGUGGGUAAAAAGUGGUUGCUCAAAUCGGAAGAGUAUCAAAAAUCGAAUCCUGCAACAGGGUACGUGUUUGAACGAAAUACCCUCCUCGCUCCUAUAGAACAGUUUUUGGCUACAUCGAAAAAUCAUAAUAUGCUAGUAUUAGCUGCAUAUAAUGCUGAAGUGAGCGCUUCCAGAGUGUUACAAGCAUUGAUGACGUUGCAAGAACAGUUUGUAGUAUUUGAUGCACAUUUUCACGAUUUUGAAGAACUUGAAUGCUGUACACUGUUUUUGAAAAACAUGUCUCGUAAGGUAAUAGUGAUCGUGUCUAAUGACAAGUGUUGUCGUUCAGCUAUUAGAAAUGUAUGGCACAAGUUUGAUGUACUGACCAAUUUGAAAGCUAUCUACAUUGCUUAUGAUGUACAGAAGGAGUUUUUUUCUGAGAACAUCAAGUAUGUACAUUGCGAUCGGUUUGAGCUUCGCGACAUGAGUCAAAAAUCGCGUCAAAAGUUGCUUGAAAAGAAAAUCGUACUACAACAUCGUGAAGUUCGUUUAAGUGAUUUGUUGUCCGAGGAGAUUGCACUACGUCUUUUGGACAUGGAGUUCAUUUCUCAGUUGCUAAUGAAUCAGGUAGAUCCUAUAGCGUACAGUUUUAAGUAUCAAUGUCAACUUAAGGGGCAAUAUUUUGCUCGAAAACUGGCUAGUAAUAACAGUGUAGUAGAUGAAACAGAAUUUGAUCAGCUUUUAACUAACAAUAGGGCAGUGAUAUUAUCGAAUGUUCCAGGCAUGGGAAAAACUACGUUCCUGCAAAAGUUCAUCGAUCGGUUAUUUACCACCCUGCCAGAUCAUGUCAUAUGUCUUAUGCAUUUAAAGUUUUACACCGAAACUCUAGAAGAAAUUACAAAAUUGAACGCCAGUACACUCAGUGUAGAAGAUGCGGUAAAACACGUUACUAAGUGUUUUUUCGCCGCGGGUACUCGUUUUGGACAAGUACUGUUUCGUAAUGCCAUCCUAAAUACUGGGAAAUUGAUCGUAUUGGUCGACGGAUAUGACAGUGUCAUUAAUCGCUACAGAAUUUCUGUCGAAAAGGCAUCUCAGCUGUUUCUCCAACAUCCUUUUCGUAUGCGAAAUUUAUUGAUCGCAACACGACCUCACGAAACAGAUCAUUUACGAGCAGCGCUACCUCAAGCACGAAUCGUGUCGUUACUACCUUUCGAUGAACCGCAGUGCGUUGCUUUUUUAACCAGAUGGUGGAACUUUGAUAGUCAUUCAGCGGCCGUGAACUUACUUCAGUACUUGCGUUCUAGAUACACUGAUUGGAUCGUGGGAAAUCCAUUUCAGAUAAAGCUUUUAGCUGAAAUAUACGAAGAAGACAAAACAAUAAUAGCCAAUUUUGGUGCUCUACUAGAACGUUAUUUGGAGAAACAGUUUUAUGAAUCAAACCAACGUGCCAUACAGGUAAUGGGCAUCGGGCAACAACGGAUGGCUGCCGAAACGUUGAAACAAGCAGCUCACGAUGGGCAUUGUGAAGUUGCUGCAUUACUCACCUUUCACCCUGAGCAAACGAUCGACAUGUCGAAAUUUGGUUUCCUUCUUGAUAUAGGAUUGGUAGUGCUUGAGAACAAUUUGCUGAGGUUCGAGCACCGUUUGUUUCGGGAUUAUUUUGCUGCAGAAGCCUUGAUGCAAGGUAAAACAGUCGCUUACGAUUCUCAGCAGUUAAGGCAGAUUUUAGAAGAUCCACAGAAUGGAUACCUGAGUAAGCUUCUGAUGUACCAUCUGGGUAAAACAAAAAACGCACACUAUCGCGAGCAUUUCCGGAACUUUUCAGUCAUUCAAGGACAACGUAUCACAUCCGGCAGCCGUUAAUCAAACCAAAGACAAAUGAGUACAUAAAUUUUAGCUCCCUUCGUCUCGCUCAACUACAUCCUAUGACUUUAUACUACUAGUGCGCCAACAAAGUAGGAUGUGGUAUUCCAAGUACUAUUUCGUCGGAACGGAUGAUCAAUAAACUGUAUAAAGAAAUUUUCAUGUCCUUCUUAAUGGCAACAUCAAUCAUUUCGAAAGGAAUUUUCUAAUUACAUCGCUCUACGUGUACCGGCAAUUAGUGCACAAAUGCAUACUGAGCAUGGAUGAAAAUAGAUAACGAAAAGAGAAAGGCAUAAGCAAAUUGGAGGCACAGAGACAGGAGCCCUACAGUGUCGAAAUGGUGUGUUGUAUGACUGCAGCGGAUCUGAGAAGGUAUGCAGUUAUCACUGUACAGUAGUUGCUAGAAGCUUCUUCGAGGUUAUCGGUAAGGUGAAUUGUUGUUCUCAUUAAGAGCAUUGCUCACACAAUGCAGCAACAACAGUUAAUACUAUGAUAAAUUAUGUCGUUCUUUAUACGAUAAACGACUGAAGUUGUCUAGAAGGAGAAAUUCAUUAACGGGUAAAAAAUCAAGUCAUGAUAUAUCUUUGUAUCGCAUAAUUCGUAAUGUCUUAAGUAAGGAAAAAUGGAAUGAAAAGUACACAUUUUAAUUGGACAUGAAAUCGGUUGACGUAUUUUUUGCAGUCAUAAUUGACAUUUGUGCUGAUAAAUACAACGGCUACGCUAUAUAUAUACAUAGAUACAAAUAUAUCCAUAAAGCAAAAGCUUUCAAACGCAUAUGUAUAAGUUCAUAAAGUAAACAUAUACAUAAAUAUCCGUAUGGUAUACAUAUCUAACAAUCCAUUGAAAAAGAAAAAUAUGCAAUUCCGCCUCGAGCUCAUAGACUUGAGAUAGGGAAUCACAUCCUUCGUUCUUCCUAGGUUUGCAAAGGUUGAAAACCACUGACUGACACUAACAACAUAGCGAUACAGAGUUCAUUCCCCGUAUGGACCUAGCCGCUCAUACGUAUAAUUUAUCAAACAAUUGCAUCAAACAAUGAGAAGAAGGUGUCUUCCCCGAUCGAUUUAUUUUAUAUAUUAAAUUUAGCAAUACAAUCUCCACGUAGGCUGUAGCUAUCGUAAGCAAAUUUAUAAUAAAAUGAGAUAUGUGCAUUAAUUCAUGUCCAUAUUAUUAUUUGUUUACAGAACCAUUUAUUGUGCUGUUUUUUUCCGAAGAGUAUAACAAUAUUAUUUGAUUGUAUCAAGUCAUUCAGUGAUAUUUGCUAUAUUUAACUUGUUAUAUAACCUUAUAUAAAAACAUAUUACAAUGAACCCUCUCUUAUUUGAGAGGCGAUGGGACUGUCGAAUAAGAGGGGUUUUCAAAUUACAGAGGUGGAAAGUGCAUGAAAGGUCCAUGCAAACAAGAAAGAGACAGAACAUUUAGUAUGCAGCCUUAACUGUUGUUAUAGGAAACUGCGAACAGGAUUGCCAAUUUGAGCAUACAUCAUUCAAUAACUAUGGCAACACCAUACACAAAUAAGAGGGACACAGAUUUCAGAGGUUUUCCAAAUUAGAGGAACAAAAAUGUACUGGAAAUCAAGGGACUGUGCAAAAUGUUCAAAUAAGAGAGGGUUUUCAAAUUGUAGAGGUGUCAAACAAGAGAGGGUUCACUGUAUGUCUUAACCGGAAAACAUAAUGCUCUAUCCAUAAAUUACUUUCCACAUUGUUUUAGCAGUGCAUUUUUUUAAUAUACUUUUUUGUAUAUUCAUAUUCAAAUUUAUUUGUCUACCUUUUGGUUACACAAAUACUUAAAUAAUACUUAUUACCUGAUUUCCUAACCUAACAAAAAUAAACACAAAUUAUCUAAAAUUUGAGAAAAUUUUUUUUUUUAGAAAAUUAGAAUUUAAAAUUUAAAAAUUUAAAAUUAAGGCAGCACGGGAUUAUGGAGGGUUCUAAUGCGGGAUCGGAAAGAGGAUAAGGGAAGGUUGAAAUCAAACAUAGAAUAUACACAGUUAAAUCGACGAAUUGCACGAAGAAGGGGGUCAUUACGGCCCACUGCAGUUCGGCGGGAAGGGAUCACUAGGGGAGGGCGGUUUCGAAGAACACGGUUAGGGGCGUAGAAAGGGAUAGAAGAAAGACUUACGGGAUAGAAGAGAAAGGGAUAGAAGAAAGAUACUUGCUAUUCGUUCAAAAAGGCAAAGUUUUAAUGUUUGGACUCGAUUCAUUCAUUGCGGUUACAGAAUGUGUUGUUUUAGCAUUCUGAAUUAUGUUGCUUCGCAUAAAAAUUACAAGGCAAAUAGUUUUUCUCAUAAUGACAUUUUUGCAUGACAGCUGAGUCAUUGGAACGGAUUAAACUCGUUAUGUGAGUAAACAUAGUAAACCUAUUUUGCAACUAUUCACUUGCAUCCAGCUUGCGAUUUAUGAAAAUCCAUGUCCAAAUAUGUUUAUACUGAUGUUAUAGUGUAUUAAAUUUAUUGUUAUAAUAAUAUAAUGAAAUUAAAUAAAUUAACCAUUAAACAAUUAGAAAAAUAAUUGGGUUAUCUCUUAUCGGGGUUUAAUGAAGAUUUAUAUGAUCUACUAACGCAGUAAAAUUUAUUUAGACGAAAUUCACUUUGAAGUUAACACGGAAUAACUAAUCAUUAGCCAGUAGUCUUUCAGAGAAGCUGCUCGUGACAAUCGUCGCAAAUAGUGUAUAGACUGGACAGUUAAGUGCCAAUUUGAUUGAUAUGUUUUUCAAUUGCUUUACUGUUAACAUAUCUAUUGCUUAAACAGUAUUUAAUUUUAUUUAGGGAAAUUUGGUUGCCCCAUACGGUUUGUGUAAUUGAUUUAAAAGAAAAAUAAUUUUGUCCACCAAUUACAGCACUGUUUCAAUCUGAUACUGCACUGCUGAAGGGUAUACUGAAAUGGAUUCUCUUGUAGAUAUGCCAACCAUGGAUUUGAGAUCGCACGUUUGCUACAGCAACAAAAGGGCGUACCUAUUCGUUGCUUAUCGUUUACUUUUGACAAUUGAACUAAGUGCUCCUUAGUUAAACAAACUACCGAUAGAAUUGAUUUAUUGUUGCAAGCAAGCAAGUGUCGUGAGUGAGUGAGAGCAAGUGUCCUAUUACAACCGCAACCAAUUUCGUUACUUUUGUGACAAGUACUGUUUAUGUAAGUUGAUGCUAUUAAAACCGUUGGUAGAAAAUUACCUCUUGAUUAUGAGCAACAACUAUUUUCUCUUAUAUAAUAUUCAAUCAAUUCAACAAUGAAUAUUCAAUUUAAAAUGUGGUUUAAAAAUAAUUUUUGAUGAACAUACGUACGUACAUAUAAGUAGUGUUUGCAAAUAGACCUCGUUUAUUUAUUCUAUUCAUCUGUAAUAAUAUUGUAUCCACGUUUUGUUUAAAAAUUUAAAUUUCUUUUUAUAAAUGUUAAGAGUAAAUUGAUCGUAAACCAAUUUCUUGAGAUUGUUUGGUUAUGCUGGUAGAUUUGGUGUAUAGUUCAAAUUCGAAGUUUGUUUAUGCUCAUACCUCUAAGAACAGUUGCACGGAGGCCACAAACAUCAUUCUGAUAGCGGUUACGAGUUUGGUGAAUUCUAAAGAAACGUUGAAAGUUUCAAUCGCUGGGAUAGACAUUUUGGAUUGAGGUAAAGCUAGUUCAGCAAGCAAGACUUUUUGUAUGCAGAAAUCCAAAACUUAUAGAGCAUGUUGACGCUCAAUUUGAUUGUGCGAAAAACAUUUUGAGUAAGAAAAUAUGUUUUAUUGAACAUUAUAUUAAUAGAAGCACACCGUAACGGAUGUUUAGUAUUAAGAAUAUUAUUUGUGUUUUUUGCUUAAAGUAUAAACAACAUCAUGACCAGAAUGUUUGUAGAUAAACGGCUUUAUUAGAGUGCUUUGUCUUCAUAGUCAUUAAAACAGAGAAAAGUAAAACUGAUUGAAGCAUCAUUCAUACACCGCAAAACAAGCUUAAGCUCUAUUUAUGCUCCUGAAGUGUAGAAUGCAAGAGAUCUUACCCAUUCUUCCUGUUUUAGGAACCUUUCUCAAGCAAUUAGGAUUUGUUGGCAAAGUUUACAGUCAUUUGAUUAUUGGGCUUGGACUCUGCAUACCAGGAAAGGAUAUGCGAUUUAACAGUAUGUGGUGAAACUUUCCUAUAAUUUGUAUGAAUGCAAUUGUCAGAAUCUAUGGGUGCAUACUGUUGGCUAAAACUUAGUGACGUUAACAUAAACUUUGUUUCACUGGCUGGAAAAUAUUGUUUAGAGAAGAAAGUGUAGGUUAGAAAUACAACAACGAAAAACUAAUUACGUUUUGAUAAUGAAUCUUGUGACUUAAAGCGAUUUUAUAACAUUUGUUUCCUAUCAUUGGUGUUUUUCUGUUUAAGUUUAAAAAAACGCUACCCUCACUUAAAAAUCAACAUAAAUUACUAUAUUUGCUAGUAUGCUCUUGUUUGCGGGCUUCUUGUAAUUGUAAAUGUAUUUAAGUAGAAUGUUUAUUGAUAUUCAAUGGUUUGUUUAAAUGGCUUAACAAUAGCUAACGUAAAGCAAAUAUUUUUAAAGACUAUCUUUAAAGUUAUCCAUACUCUACAUUUAAACGUCCAGUUAAUAAACAGACUGCAUAUAACCCAGAUCAAAACCGUACAAAAGGACAUAAACAAACAAAAUAAGGAAAGUGAAAACGAAAUACAAUGAAAACAAAUAGCACAUGAGACUCACGUUUGCAAACAGUCAAGGGAGACGAGAUGAAGAGAGGCGACCUCCAAAAAUAAGAGCAGCGGUUACCAAAACUAUUUGAACACUCGUUUUUUUGCGAUUUGAAGAAAAAUAUAAUAUAAAUAUAAUAUAUAAAACUAAUAUAAAACUAAUAUAAAAUAAUAUAAAAAACUAUAAUAUAAAUUAAACUUACUUUUGAAGCUAUUUGCAUAUGAAUAGCUAGAACUGCCGGUGGUUGUGCCGGUCUCGUAGUACAGUCGUAAACUCGUACGACUUAACAACAUGCCCGUCAUGGGUUCAAUCCCCAAAUAGACCGCGCCGCCAUACGUAGGACUGACUAUCCUGCUAUGGGGGGGAAUCAAUUAGUCACUGAAAGCCAAGCCCACAAGUGGGUACAGGCAGGCCUUAACCGACAUCGGUUGUUGAGCCAAAGAAGAAGAAGAAGAAGCUAGAACUACUCCGGUCCGGGCCGGUCUGGUGGUACAGUCGUCAACUUGGACGACUUAACAAAACAUGCCCGUCAUGAGUUCAAGUCCCGAAUAGACCGUGCCCCCAUACGUAGGACUAACUAU
Molecule: messenger RNA, 8438 nt
Organism: Anopheles gambiae (African malaria mosquito)
Lineage: Eukaryota; Metazoa; Arthropoda; Insecta; Diptera; Culicidae
Exons: 3
Coding region: 235-3210 (991 amino acids)
Source: RefSeq, a predicted model, not a curated record